CCAGCAGCUCGAUUUUGUUGAUUGUUGUGUUGAGCCGGAGCAAAAAGGAAUCACCGAUAAAAGGAGUGAACUGCGAAAUCCCGGAAUCCCCGUCCUGAGACGCAAUUUCCCCAGCAAGGACAUGGCCAGCAGCAAGGAGUUGUGCUCCAUCAGGGAGUGGGCGCCGCUAACGGAGGUCAUUGAUCGAAUUCCGGCGCGUCUGCAGCGCGGAUUCUUUCCGGCGAAUCUCAACCUGACCUGUGUGGACGCCACCGAGGAGUUCCUGGCCAUGGGCAGCGACGCGGGCAUCGUGUUCUGGUACAAUCGCCACACGGGCAAGAUGCAGAAGCUGAAGGCGGAGGUGGCCACUCGGAUUACAUGCGUUAGGGUUGUCAACUCCGUGGAGUAUAUGGUUGCGGCUGGGUGCGUCAACGGGCAGGUGAGCAUCUUCCAGAUACAGAAGGAGCUCCCACGAGACCUCGACUUGGUGGCUCCUUGCACCAAGAGUCGGCCCAUCGAGCGGUACACUAUCCGGGAUCUGCACAAGUGCGUGGUGAGCUGCUGCGAGUGGUCCAAAAACGGGAUGAAGCUCUACACCGGAGAUCGCCAGGGAGUGGUGGUGCUUACGGAGUUUGAUUACCAGGCGCACCUUAGCAAAUCGGUGGAGAUUUUAAGCGAAGCGUACGAGAUCGUGCAGCUUAGCGUGCAGCAGAGCCACCUACUGGUGGCCACCCUUUACCGUUGCAUCGUAUGCCAGCUAGACGUCCACACCUCGCAGUGGAACAUCACCCAGGUGGGAAAGAAGGAUCGCAAACAGCUCAUCGACUGUGGGGCAAUUUUUCUGAAGAAACAAGAAUCAAACAAGCCGCAACUAGUCUGCGGACGUCCUGGCCUGCGCUUCUGGGUGGCAGACGCUGCGGGAAACGUGUCCAAAACCGUGCUAUUUAGAGAUGCCGUUCUGCGCAGUCCCACCUGGGAAAUACCUAUUCUAAACCCCAAGCAGCGCAGUGAGCCGUCCACAACCCACAACACGACUGCAUCCACAUCUUCCAGUAAGCCUGCUGGACUAGGAGAUGGCAAUGUGGGCUAUGUGGCCAGCAGCAACUUCCGGCAACUAUUCCUGUACGAUGGCCACGACUCACUACUGGUAACACACGAUGAUGCCACCCUGUACAUACUCAACUUGGAUCGACUCAAAGUGGAAGCCGUUGCACGAGGAUUCCGGAAGAUCCUUGAUUUCUGCGUCAGUGGCAAAGAAAUCUUCGUGCUGGAGGGGGAUCGCACAUUGCUGCGUUUAGCUCCUUUGCCAGAACCACCAAACAAGACGGCCAAAGUCAUCUUCAAUCCCCUGAUGCCGCCUCCAGUUCCGGUUCUAGGCUUGCACCAAUCGCGACUGGAGUCGCCGAUCGAGCUUCAGGCAGAUCCUGUACUUCAAAACGCUGAGGAGUGUUUCGAGCUGUUACCUGUGGAGCAACUAAACCUGAAUGUGCCCAUUGAAAUAGCUGUGGAGUCGCCACUGGCUCAACAAAAUCGGCGCUUGGAAAUCUUUCGCCGCAUCGGAGAAAUGGACUUCGAGCAGUCCAUUGUUCACACCACCCGCAAGACAUCCGUGGGAAAGCCGCCGGAGGUCAGUGGUUCGGGAAUUGUUGAGAUUGGCCAUGAAACCCAUGAGCUUCGGCUGCCGCUUACCAAUGCCGCCACUUUAAUGGAGGCCAGCUACUGCCAAAUGGAGAACAAUGGUCUUGCCUCACCAUUGGACAUGAAAGCAGCCUACCUUCAGCAUCUGCCCGAUGCGCUCAGUCCCACCACCUUGCAGAAGACCGUCGCAGAAAAGGCCAAGACACUGGCCGCCGAGCUGGAUCUGCCCGAGGUGCAUCUGGCCCCGUUGUCCCAGGAGGAGCUCCAUGCUGUCCAGGUGCAGACUUCCCAACUGAGCGAUCCGCUGAUCAGGUGCUACCCCACGCACCUGGAGGAGGCCAGUGUCCAAACAAGUUCAAAGAAAAGCCCGGCCAACCCAGCAGAUGAUUAUCAUGUAGGUGAGCCCGUGGACGGGAUACGGUCAUUUGACGUCUCCAAGCGUAAAAUGGCCCCGCUGAAGUUUGUCCUAAGCCAGCCGAAGCCGACGCUGAAGUUGGAAGAGAAUAGGGAGGAGGAGGAGUACACCAGUUUCCUACCCGACUUUAGGAGAGCUGGCGAUCCACUGUGCAAGGAAACGCCGGCCACCAGGGACUCAAACACCUCCAGCGAGUGGGAGUUUUUGGACAACUAGUUCAGUAUUAGAAUUAAGUGCAUACUCCUUAGAUUCCAUUUGCAAUAUCGCACUAUUUUUUUUUCUUUGUUUCUAUUUGCAAAAGUGUUGUGCUUAUCAGAUUGUGAUCACCGUGAUUUAGUUACUUUUUAGUGAAAUUUACAUUAAUGUACAUAAUGUUAGUCGUAUACAAUACCCACCAGUAUCUAUAUUUCAAGUUCGAAAGCAACCAAACCGUUCUUUAAAGUUUACUGAUCCAAAAAAAUUUUAUCGUAUAGCACCUAAGCACCAGUGUAAAAUAUUAGCCUUUAUUUGAUAUCAAUGUAUCAUUGCACCCCUGUUUAAGAUAUUCGAAUACUUAAAGUAUUCGCUACUUAGGUUCAAGGUCGCUUUACACAAAAUAAAUUUAUUUGAUACAAGUGCAAA
Molecule: messenger RNA, 2653 nt
Organism: Drosophila yakuba
Lineage: Eukaryota; Metazoa; Arthropoda; Insecta; Diptera; Drosophilidae
Product: WD repeat-containing protein CG11141
Exons: 4
Coding region: 122-2248 (708 amino acids)
Molecular function (GO): protein binding
Source: RefSeq, a predicted model, not a curated record